AUGUCGGGGGCAACGACCUUCGACUCGAUCAACCUGACUGUCACUCCGAACCAGAACAAGAAGAUCGCCUACUUCUACGACUCGGAUGUCGGUAACUAUGCCUACGUCUCGGGCCAUCCGAUGAAGCCGCACCGCAUCAGGAUGGCCCACAGCCUGGUAAUGAACUAUGGACUGUACAAGAAGAUGGAGAUUUAUCGCGCGAAACCUGCAUCCAAAUUUGAGAUGACGCAGUUCCAUACAGACGAAUACAUCGACUUCCUAUCGAAAGUGACGCCAGAUAAUAUGGACCAGUUCUCUAAAGAACAGAGCAAGUAUAACGUCGGAGAUGACUGCCCUGUGUUCGAUGGUCUCUUUGAAUUCUGUGGCAUCAGUGCCGGAGGCAGUAUGGAGGGUGCUGCGCGCCUCAACCGCAACAAAUGUGACAUCGCCAUCAACUGGGCCGGUGGUCUGCACCAUGCAAAGAAGAGCGAGGCGAGCGGCUUCUGCUAUGUGAAUGAUAUUGUCCUCGGUAUCCUGGAGCUGCUGCGAUUCAAGCAGCGUGUUCUCUAUGUCGAUAUUGAUGUCCAUCAUGGCGAUGGCGUCGAGGAGGCGUUCUACACCACGGACCGUGUCAUGACUGUCUCCUUCCACAAGUACGGAGAGUACUUCCCCGGCACUGGCGAACUGCGCGACAUUGGUGUUGGCCAAGGAAAAUACUAUGCCGUCAACUUUCCUCUCCGCGAUGGCAUUGACGAUAUCUCCUACAAGAGUAUCUUCGAGCCGGUCAUCAAGGCUGUCAUGGAGUGGUACCGGCCUGAGGCCGUUGUCCUCCAGUGUGGUGGCGACAGCUUGUCUGGCGACCGCCUGGGAUGCUUCAACCUCAGCAUGAGAGGUCAUGCCAACUGCGUCAACUUCGUGAAGAGCUUUAACUUGCCUACUCUGGUCGUGGGUGGCGGAGGUUAUACGAUGCGCAACGUCGCCCGCACCUGGGCUUUCGAGACUGGUAUCCUGGCAGGCGAGAUACUGGGAUCCCAGCUCCCCUACAACGACUACUACGAAUACUUCUCGCCGGACUACGAGCUCGACGUUCGUCCAUCCAAUAUGGACAACGCCAAUACCAAGGAAUAUCUUGAUAAAAUUCGCAGUCAGGUGAUUGAAAACCUCAAGCGCACGGCAUUCGCGCCCUCUGUACAGAUGACCGACGUUCCUCGCGAGCCAUUGGUGGAGGGCAUGGAUGACGAGGCUGAUGCGAUCCUGGACGACCUGGACGAGGACGAGAAUAAGGACAAGCGUUACACCAAGCGCCGUUUUGACCAGUACAUCGAGAAGACUGGAGAGUUGAGUGACAGUGAGGAUGAAGAAGAGCUCGCCGCCAAUGGCGUCCGCCGUCAACCUGCUCCCAAGCGACGAAACCAUGCGAACUACCGGCAUCUUGAUGUCGCGGAUUCGGGAGUGGAAAGUGGAAUUGCAACUCCCAGGGAAGCUUCCUCGGCUCCUGAUGAAGACAUGGACACGACGGCCGAUGGCCACGCGGACAAGGCGGAAGCGCCGGCCACAACGGUAGAGCAGCCCGCGUCAUCUGAAGCCAAGCCGGCUCCGAAGCCUGACGAAGAGCCCGCCGCUGAGAGCAAGGAAGCGGCUCCAGAAGGGACUGGGCAGGCGGUCUCAUCCCCAAUGACGGUGUUGACUUAUGUCAGUUCGGAUGUCGACAUGGAAGACGCGGGCGCCGCACCGCAAGAGCCGGAGCAACCUCCUGCGGCCGCUGGCGCAGCAGCAGCACAGGAGAAGACGCCUCCCGCGUCGCCCCCUCAGGAACCUGCUGCCACGGAGCAGCCUGCUCCUGCAGAACGAUCCGCCUCGCCUGCGACCGAGGCGCCCCAGCCUACGGAGGCGCCCGCGGAAGCGACGGGCGAACCUAGUGUCGAAAAACCCAAAGAGACAGAGGCAGCGGCACCGGCAGCGGAGACGGAGGUGAAAGCAGAACAACAGCCCGAGAAAGAAAAAGAGAAAGAAGAAGCCUCUGAGCCGAAAGAGCCAGCGAAGUCCGAAGAAUCAUGA
Molecule: messenger RNA, 2037 nt
Organism: Rasamsonia emersonii CBS 393.64
Lineage: Eukaryota; Fungi; Ascomycota; Eurotiomycetes; Eurotiales; Trichocomaceae
Product: Histone deacetylase RpdA/Rpd3
Exons: 4
Coding region: 1-2037 (678 amino acids)
Molecular function (GO): histone deacetylase activity
Source: RefSeq, a predicted model, not a curated record